CGGGGUUGUUGAGGGCAAAAAUUAAAAUGGAAUUAAGUUGCCUAGCCCACAAUUUGUAAUUUUUGGUUGCAGAUAAUUAAAGGCAGGUGAUAUAAGACGUUCAUUUUCUUCAUGUAUUAACUCUAUUUCACUGUUUAGAGCACACGGAGUGUAUAUUCAUGUUGCAAAAAACUUUCCAAAAGGUUGCGCUUCUUUUAAAAACAGAAUAUUGGUUAAGCCAGGCAAAGUCUGGUGUUUAAAUGUUUUUCACCAAACACAACAUGUUUAGUAGGCCUAGUCCGUAGCUUGCGGUAUUUGAAACCUGCCUGCGCCGGGAGUUUGUGUAUGUACAGGAUACUCUACCACCAAUGUUUGAAAAGGUUCUCUUUCGUUAACUGGUAUGUGUGAGGAGCACGCAGUAAUGCUGACUGGAGAUGUAACGGAUGCGUAAUUAUUAAACCCUCUUAUUUAACCAGACUCACUUGCUUACUUGCGUUUUCUCAAGUAAACACGCACUUAUCAACAGCUACCAUAACACAACGCAACCCACCCUCCCCUCCUAAUAUUCACACCUACCAUCCCUAGGCGUAUAAAUGUGAGCCGCGCUGUUUCCCCCGCGGGGUUUUUAGCAAACUUCACCCCGAGGGCACCACUCCGUCAGCCCGGGCUACAGGCUUCCGCAGCCGUCCCACUCACACCACCACCUUAACACCAAGCCCGAACGAGCCAUGCCUCCCUUCGAGAAAUCAAUGGAGAUGAUUCCUUUCAAGCAAAGGAAAUGCCUCGCUAGUAGAAAAGACGAAGGGUUUAGUAUUCGAUCAAAAUUUCCCAACAAACUUCCGGUAAUUGUAGAGCGAUACAUUCGUGAAAAACACCUUCCUCUAAUGGACAAAUCUAAAUUCCUGGUGCCAUUUGAAUUCACUAUUGGUCAGUUCAUCAGUCUACUCAGGAGUAAGAUAGACCUGGAUUCCUCACAGGCCCUGUACCUGCUAGUGUCGGAGAACCACAUGACCUGCCUGACAGCGAGCAUGGGAGAGGUCUAUUCCCAGUACAGUGACCAAGAUGGUUUCCUAUACAUGACGUACGCUUCGCAGGACAUGUUUGGCUGAAGUCACCACAGAGGCCCUCAUCCAUACUGGCCUCUGACCACACCCACAAUGACUGACUGCCGGGUCGCACUUCUAGCUGCCAAGGAGCCCUGGCAGAGAGCACAGUCGAGGUACACCUGGAAAAGAUCUGUCCAAGAAGACUCCCUUCCUGAUGACCCCAAUUUUUUAUUUAUUUCCUUUUAAUUUUAUUUAUUUGGAGUCUGAAGGAAGCGAAGAGGAAGAAAACGCUUCAAGGCUCCGUGAUCAACAUUUUGUACCUCCAAUGUGCUGUGCAAACAGAAUAACUACCUGGCACCACAGAAUGCAAUUGUACUGUAGUGAGACAGUAGUGUUCAGGACAACAGUCUGAUUGUUCUGCAAUUUGAUAUUUAUGCAUUCACCCUCACUAGAGUAGAUUUUCAAGAUCCAGAUUGAAACCAUGCAGGCAUCCUGAAGCUGGACUCCAUUUUGGAAAUGUUUGGUGGACGUGACAGCGUUGUCAGUUGCAGUGUAUGUUAUCAAAUUCUGUGAACAAUUACACAAUAAAUCAGUUUCAGACCCGUCAAA
This is a messenger RNA of Clupea harengus (Atlantic herring), 1634 nucleotides long. RefSeq names its product microtubule-associated protein 1 light chain 3 gamma, like (gene map1lc3cl). NCBI's taxonomy places the organism in Eukaryota, Metazoa, Chordata, Actinopteri, Clupeiformes, Clupeidae. The record is from RefSeq and is a predicted model, not a curated record.